This is a messenger RNA of Fusarium sp. VM40, 1875 nucleotides long. The record is from the annotation of a GenBank genome assembly. Lineage: Eukaryota; Fungi; Ascomycota; Sordariomycetes; Hypocreales; Nectriaceae.
AUGGAUCGCUUUCGAAAUAUCACCGGUGAAUAUGAUGACUCGGCCAUCAUGGAGACUCCUGAAGAUCAGGCAUCUGCCGGUUUACCAGGCAGCCAGGGCCGGUCGCCCUUGACAAAAACACGGUCUAUGUCGGACGGAGGAGGAACGCCCUCUCGACUAUCUCCCUCACCACGCAUCGUUGAAGCGUCUCGCCGAACAUCGAAAGACGACACCAGUAUACCGACUCCUCAGCCAGUGACGCCCCGACGUCCCAAUAUCUCAAGUCGCGGGUUUCCUAUGCAAAUGCCUCCCCGAGAAUUUACACCCCCGGCCGCGAACUCCUACGUCCAGCCCGCACCUUUAUCACCUAAACUCGACCACUCGCAGAUAUACGCAUCUCCUACGAAUAUACUCCCUCGCCGCUCUCGCGGACUCGACUUCUCCCGCGCCGCUACCAGCCUACAUCACUCGACACUCGCCGAACAGUCGUCCCCCGAUUCAUCACCCACCGCUGGUGGACGGGCGAUGAAUAUACCGAGCCGAAGAAGUCAUUAUGCAGGGCCGGAACAAACUUCGACGUCUUUGUGGUCCGUCAUGGGCAACCAGGAGAAGACGCACAUCAGCAGCUCGCUUGGUAGCCAAGCGAUUGGCUCUGAUUCGUCCAGCAGCUCCGAUGACGAUGAGCUGAUGGACGAGGAUAUGGACGAGUCCUACGUAACGACUCCGCAGGUGAAUAAGAUUGGUCCAGUUCUUGGACCUCAAGGGUCUGGUGGGACUUUUGGAUCCCCUGCAAUGAGCAGCCUCAUGAGCUUCCAGCAACGGCAGAGACCCCGCAGGCAAGCCAAGAAGAAGGCCCGUGGGCCUUUGGGACUGGGAUUUAGCGGUGCAUCUCUAUCCAAGUCACCACCAACUAAUAAUUCACGAGCCCGUCGCGAAAGCAUCAGCUGGCAGGCGAACCAAUUGCACAUCUCUGGUGCAGAUUCCGAUGAGGCACGAGCAAUGGCUGAUGUUGAUGGGACCGGAGAAGGUCAGCACAAUGUCAUUCGGCGGGUCGUUACACGGCGGGGAAAUCUUUUGCCCAAGACAAAGACGUUCGCGCGUAUUCGUGCUGCGCUCAUGGAAGAAAGCACCCCAGCCGAAUCCGAAUUCCGACGAGAGUCCGAAGUUGUCAAGCAAGUCCGCGAUUGCGAUAUGGAGCUUGAGCCCAGAAUACCGCAGCCAAGUAUAGAAUCAACACAAACGACAACCGCACCUCCAUCGCCUAGUCUUGUACAGCAAGAAGGUCCAAGCGAUGUUCCCGAAGAUGACAUUAUGGGCGAUGUAGCCAUGGGCCUUUCUAGCAGUUUUAAGCAGCACGCUACCAAGAACUCAAAGGGCAAGACAUUUUGGGAGAAGUUCCCCGAGUCAAGCAGCACUGGCGGUGCCAGAACCACACCGCCUCCUGUUCCCUUUCUUCCAAGAGGAUCAUCCUCAGGUAUCAGCGAGGACGCGGCGAUGGACUCACCGUCAGUUGGUGGAGCUACUGCCCCGCAGAAUGGCGGUAGUCAACCACCGACUGCUGCAGAAAUUACUCGAAGAAUUAACACCAAACGUCGCCGCGACGAUGAUUUUGACCCAGUCAGCUUCAAACGCCGAGCUGUCAGUCCUGGUAUGAGCGUGCAUAACUCACCGGUCACACAGAGCCCACUCCAACGCGAUAGUAUGUCAUGGGGUUCUCGCCCCGGCAGUAACGGCGGCGAUAAGGCGGGUAGCAGUGCUCCAAGUGAAGCUGGUAGCACGCCCGGAAAUCCGUCCGGUAGCAGUUCUUCAGCUGGGCGUCUUAACAGCAAAGGCCGAGUUGGUUUCCAGGGAAUGAUUGAUACCCAAGAUUCGAUAAUGAGAAUGUCUAUAGAAUAG